Nerophis lumbriciformis (worm pipefish) is the source of this 654-nucleotide messenger RNA. NCBI's taxonomy places the organism in Eukaryota, Metazoa, Chordata, Actinopteri, Syngnathiformes, Syngnathidae. The record is from RefSeq and is a predicted model, not a curated record.
AUGGAUCAACAGUGGAUUUGCAUCCUGGCGAUGCUCUUAUUUAAUAACAAGUUAACUGCAGGCAGCAAGCACAUGUGCAAAGAAGGGCAGAAGGUUGAAAUUCAUUGCAAGCCUUCUGAGGUGGGCUCUAUGAUCAUGUGGUUUCGAGCGCUGGACAAUUCUGGCAUGGAGUUCCUGGCAUCUUUCUCUAACAAUGGCAUGCAGAAGUCACAUAGUGACUCAUUCUCAUCCACAUUUAACGAUCUAAAAAUCCGUGAUGAUAUCCUCGUGCUUCAGGCCUUUACGAAAGCUCGUGACAGUGGUGUUUACGGGUGUGCAACUCUAAAAAACAACGAACUGAAAUUUGGAAAGGUCACCCGAUUGACUGGAGAUAAAGUUGAAGCUUUGCCAAAAGUGACGGUGAGGCCUGUCAAGCUCAAUCCAUCCACAACCACUUUGCCCUGUGUUUGUGAGAUUUCUACGCAAGAUGGCUCCAUGUUGUGUAACCCCAUCAUACUGAUUCCACUGGCAGGCAGUUGUGGCCUUCUUCUGCUACUUAUCGCCAUCAUUGUAGUGUACUGCAAUCGCGUGAGGACACGCAGGUGCCCGCAUCAUUACAAGAGAAAACUGCGGAACAAAGUGCCUCUUGGAAAACAACAGCAGCAACAAAAAUGA